Molecule: messenger RNA, 897 nt
Organism: Recurvomyces mirabilis
Lineage: Eukaryota; Fungi; Ascomycota; Dothideomycetes; Mycosphaerellales; Teratosphaeriaceae
Exons: 2
Coding region: 1-897 (298 amino acids)
Molecular function (GO): protein binding
Source: RefSeq, a predicted model, not a curated record
AUGUUCAAACGGUCCUUCACUGCGUCGAAGGACAAGGCGGGCAAGGCGAGGAAGAUCUCGAAGCGUUCGUUUCGUGAUGACACGACCAAGCAGAGGUUGCGCGACGCGCUCAAGGACGCGACUCCCGACAGUUCGCCUUCUCUAGGCGGCUGUUCACCCAAGCUCAACAGCGCUAUCAUCACGAUAGCCGUGGGCAAGGACCAGCGUCUCUUCGCCGCGCACGAGGAUGUGCUGUCGCGCUCGCCUUGGUUCGCCGAGGCCUGCCGAGAGCAGUUCUUCGCCUCUCCUGGCCAGCGUCGCAUCACACUCCCCGAUGAGGAGCCAGAGGUCUUCUCCGCCGUCCUUGAGUACAUGUACAAAGGCGAUUACUACCCGCGUCUCCUGCACGACAGGAAGCGCAACACGUAUGCGCUAGAGGACGGUCAAGGCGACCUGACAAUGCAAUCCAUCUCCCCUCAACUCGACUCUGGAAAGAAAGCCGGCAGUCUCAACGAACUCGCUGUCGUCUACCACCAUGGCGUGGGUGACUAUGUCCUUCGCGAUACAGUCAUCUACUGCACUGCCCUGCGCUUCGGCCUGACAGACCUGCAACGCCUCACUCUUCGUAAGCAAGGCCUGCAGUCUGGCAUCGACGUGGCGACAAUCUUGCGCAGUGCACGCUUUGCUUACGCGAACACGCCGCCAAGCGACUCGCGACUCCGCGCACAUUACCUUGCUCUCAUCAUCCGCAGCCGCAAGACCUUCAAACGCAGUGGCACGAUGCAAAUGGAGAUGGAGAAAGGAGGACAGUUUUUCUUCGAUCUUUUCGUGGCGAUGGCCAAUCAUAUUGACGAUGUGGUUGAGAUUGCCAGCUUGACAGUCACCGCGCGACACACACGGACCAGAAUGCAAGAUUGA